Messenger RNA from Daucus carota subsp. sativus, 1134 nucleotides. RefSeq names its product putative F-box protein At3g10240. The record is from RefSeq and is a predicted model, not a curated record. NCBI's taxonomy places the organism in Eukaryota, Viridiplantae, Streptophyta, Magnoliopsida, Apiales, Apiaceae. The transcript has a single exon. Bases 1 to 1134 code for a protein of 377 amino acids. Gene Ontology annotation, molecular function: protein binding.
AUGGCAGGAACAAAGAAAUCGAAGAGAUCAGAGCCACGGAAUCCUGUUUUGCCUGAAGAGAUGGUUGCCAAUAUACUUUGCUGGCUUCCUGGGACUUCACUGGUCCGGUUCAGGUGUGUUUGCAAGACAUGGCAAUCCAUUAUCACAGACCCCCACUUCAUUAAAACUCAGAUUCACUGCAGCCAAAUUAUGGCCAUGAAAAAGGGCUCAUCAUUGAUGAUCACCACGGAGGCAACUUAUUAUAACCGGCCUCGAUUCGCCUCUAUAAGCUUUCAGCAUUAUCUACACUUACCAGAACACUACACAGUUAUUGGAUCAUGUAAUGGUAUUCUAUUUCUUCGAAACUAUGUAUGUUGUUAUCUCUGGAACCCGGCAACCAUGCAGUCCAAGGAACUUCCUAAGUGCCCCGAGAUUAAUGGAAAAGCUUUGAAUUAUAACUUUCAAACUCAAGUAGCCUUUGGUUUUGAUGCUCUCUCUGAUAGCUACAAGGUUCUUAGAUUUAUUUGUCCAGAUAAAUUUAAACCUAAUGUUGUACCAAUUGUGCAGCUAUAUUCCACUGAUAUUAAUUCUUGGAAAGAGAUCAAAGUUCAUGAUGAAUCCAUAUCGCAAAUUAUUUGUGGCCUGAAUCGAAAACUUGGUCCUGUUAUUAAUGGAGUAUUGUAUAUGGGUCAUAACGGACACCUAAUAUCAUUCGAUUUGCACACUGAGGCGUUUACAGCACUCUUGUUCCCUAAAUCCAAGAUAGUGAAGUCUGAGAUUUUGGAUUUCGAAGGCUCUGUUGCUGUCGUCUUUGAAUCCAAAAAGAAAAGGUCACCGUCUUUGAAUCCUGGAGACGGCCCUGACUCACCGACUGGUCUAUGGACGCUAGGUUAUAACCUUCAUGGUGAACGCUAUUGGAUCAAGAAGUUUGAUAUUAACAUACGUAGUGUACGUUCUUAUUUGGGUGGUGGACUGCUUUACGGAAAAAAUAAAAAAAAGAUCUUGUACAACUAUAGAGAUAAUGAAUUCAAGCCUUUUCCACGUCUAGCUAAGAAACCGGAAGCAGUCUUGAGGUACACAGAGACCCUCGCUUCAGUAGAAGGGUUUGAACGUAGCGUUUUAUUCGUAUCUAAGGUCUAUCCUCAAGUGGAGUAG